AUGGCGAAGCGGUGCGGAGUGCGAAGUGAGCACGGUCGGUUGCGUACAGUGCUGGUGUCGGAGCCUUCCUUGGCGCACAAGCGGUUGACUCCGGGAAACUGUCACGGAUUCCUGUACGAUGACGUGCUGUGGGUGGAAAAGGCGAUUGCCGACCACCGCGACCUGAAGAGAAAGUUGGAGGCCGAAGACGUAGAGGUGCUGGAGCUGAAGGACUGCUUGGAAUGGAUCUUUCGUCAUAAGCGGGAGGAAGCGUUGGUACCAACGAUCGACUACCGUCUGAGUUUCAUUGAUAACAUACAGGCGCGCGCGGCUCUGCGGAAAUGGUUUCUGGCUCUGGAUUCGCCGCGCACAUGUGUGGAACAUAUCACGGGCGGAGUGGCCAGCUUCGAAUUAGACGAGGAAACCCUCGUGAAAUGCGGAAUCAACUCCGACAGAGACGGCCCGCAGACUCCCCGAAUGCUGCUGGCGCCCCUGCCUAACAUGCAGUUCCAGAGAGACACCAGCAUCUGGAUUGAUGACAAGGUUCUGGUUUCGCGUAUGAACAUUCCGGUGCGCAGCCAGGAAACCUACCUGCUCCAAAAGAUCUGGGAGCACCACCCGAGGUUCGAAGGCGCCGGCAUCUGGAACACUGCUUUGCGAAAAGAAGCCUCCCACAGCAGCCUGUCCACCGACGACUCGGACUGCUCCCAGGCUACCUUCGAAGGCGGCGAUGUUCUGGUCGCCGGAAACGGCGUCGUACUCUGCGGAGUCGGAGAACGCACCACGCAACAAGGACUCGAACAGGUUGCACGGCUCCUCCUAGCGAAGAACUCGACCAUCACAAAGGUCAUAGCUUGCAUCAUGCCCGAAGCCAGAAGCUGUAUGCACCUCGACACUGUUUUCAACUUUGUGGACAAGGAUCUCGCAAUCGCGUAUAAACCUGUCACCGACACAAUCCGAUGCGUCACCUACCAUUCAGACGAUGGUCAAGUGCUGCAACACACCAAACAUGACGGUGAAUCCAUGUACAACGUGAUUGCCGCAGCGCUAGGACUCCCAAAUGGUCUCGACAUUGUUGACGUACAAACCGACCCCUUCACUAACGAAAGGGAACAAUGGGAUGAUGGAUAUAAUCUGGUUGUUGUCCGCCCGCGCGUUGUUGUGGCCUACAACCGUAACCUCAACGCCAAUCGAGCUCUACGCGAAAAAGGAGUCACCGUUAUCGAGGUGGACGGCUCAGAGCUCGGCAGAGGUCGUGGCGGCCCCCACUGCAUGACCUGUCCCAUUUUUAGAGACUAG
This is a messenger RNA of Gregarina niphandrodes, 1278 nucleotides long. Its product is annotated as arginine deiminase. Lineage: Eukaryota; Apicomplexa; Conoidasida; Eugregarinorida; Gregarinidae. The record is from RefSeq and is a predicted model, not a curated record. Gene Ontology annotation, biological process: L-arginine catabolic process. The coding region runs from base 1 to 1278 and encodes 425 amino acids. The transcript has a single exon. Gene Ontology annotation, molecular function: arginine deiminase activity.